CCAAUAUUAGUUGUUGCUUCAUCACCUCCAUCGUUUCUUUUUUCAGAGCCUUUGAAUUUCACGUGCUUGUUGAAUUUCUGUCCUGAAAAAAAAAAAAUCGACACCAGGAUUUGGAUUGCUAUGUGUUGAGCUCUUCUGAAGAGCUGCCUUUUUUUUUUGCGCCUGCUCCUGCCUCUAGGACUGAGGUACCGAAGGAUUUUGUUCAGCGUUUUCAGGAGAUUUGGUCUGCUGAACAUUUGGUAUCUGCCUUUUCUUCCUCCUCCUCCUCCUCCUCGCACUGUAUUAAUUUGUGUGCUUGUGGUGAGUGCAUGUGUGGGUUGUGUCUGUAAAACCCUAUUUCACUGCCCUUAGUGUCUUGUUGCAGGCCCCUAUUGCCACCCUUUGCAUCUUCUUUGUAGGUCAGCCGUGUGGCACUGGAGGUAUUAAUUGCCACAGCUCAGCAAGGAAGCAAUUCCUCACCCACAACCAUACUUACCUCCCUAACAAAACACCCCUCACAAUCUCUGUUCGUGGAAGGAGCCUUUCAUCAGCAUAUUCUAUUUAUAGGCACCUGAACCUUACAUUUGCAUGCUACUCUAAGAGCAUGUUGAUUUCCUAAUAAAGAAGUUGAAUCUGCCAUCAUUAACUUUCACUGGUACUCUUGAUUUUGCAUCACCUGCUGUGAAGGAUAUAAGUGGCUAAGAACAGUGGGCGUCUCUUGCCCACAUGUCUAAGGUAUCAAGUUAGUUACUGAUUGCAGAUGAUUAGCCACCCCUUAUGAGCUUGCUGUGUGUUGUGCUUGCUUGGAUGAUUCCACGACAUGCCUAAUAAGAGACGAGAUGGGCCAGGGCGAUGAAAGUGAUCGUAUUGUGAUCAAUGUGGGAGGGACUAGGCACCAGACUUACCGCAGCACUUUACGCACCUUGCCUGGCACCCGGCUGGCCUGGAUCGCUGAGCCAGAUGCCCACAGUCACUUUGACUAUGACCCCCGUGCAGAUGAAUUCUUCUUCGAUCGGCACCCAGGUGUCUUUGCCCACAUCCUGAACUAUUACCGAACAGGUAAGCUGCAUUGCCCAGCAGAUGUGUGUGGACCUCUGUAUGAGGAGGAGCUAGCCUUUUGGGGCAUUGAUGAAACAGAUGUGGAGCCUUGCUGCUGGAUGACCUAUAGGCAGCAUCGGGAUGCUGAAGAGGCCCUGGACAGUUUUGGUGGAGCACCUCUGGAUAGCAGUGCUGAUGAUGGAGAUGCAGAUGGCACAGGAGACUCAGGUGAUGGGGAAGAGGAGCUGGAGAUGACUAAACGCCUGGCCCUGAGUGAUUCCCCAGAUGGAAGGCCUGGGGGCUUUUGGAAGAGGUGGCAGCCUCGGAUCUGGGCACUCUUUGAGGAUCCCUAUUCCUCCAGAUAUGCAAGGUACAUCGCAUUUGCUUCCCUCUUCUUCAUUCUGGUUUCCAUCACCACCUUUUGCCUCGAGACCCAUGAGAGAUUUAAUCCUAUCGUUAACAAGACAGAGAAGGAAAUUGUUGGCAAUGACACCCAGGUGCGGGUCUAUCAGGAGACUGAGACGGAGGCUUUCCUGACCUACAUUGAAGGGGUCUGCGUGAUUUGGUUUACUUUUGAGUUUCUGAUGAGGGUCAUUUUCUGCCCCAACAAGAUGGAAUUUAUCAAAAACACCUUGAAUAUCAUUGACUUCGUGGCCAUUCUCCCUUUUUACCUGGAGGUUGGACUCAGUGGCCUGUCUUCCAAAGCCGCUAAGGACGUCUUGGGCUUCUUGAGGGUGGUCCGGUUUGUGCGAAUUCUGCGAAUUUUCAAGCUGACUCGCCAUUUCGUAGGACUGCGGGUUUUGGGUCAUACACUCCGUGCCAGCACAAACGAAUUCUUGCUGCUCAUCAUCUUCUUGGCACUGGGCGUCUUAAUCUUUGCCACGAUGAUCUACUACGCUGAGAGAAUAGGUGCUAAACCCAACGAUCCUAGUGCCAGCGAACACACACAUUUUAAAAAUAUCCCCAUUGGCUUCUGGUGGGCUGUUGUCACCAUGACUACCCUGGGCUACGGAGACAUGUAUCCUCAGACUUGGUCAGGCAUGCUGGUGGGGGCCCUCUGUGCUCUCGCAGGCGUGCUGACCAUUGCCAUGCCUGUACCCGUCAUUGUGAACAAUUUUGGAAUGUAUUACUCCUUAGCUAUGGCUAAGCAGAAGCUACCAAAGAAAAAAAAGAAGCAUAUCCCGCGGCCGCCCCAGCUGGGAUCCCCCAAUUAUUGUAAAUCUGUCAUAAACUCUCCACACCACAGUACUCAGAGCGACACAUGCCCACUCGCCCAAGAAGAAAUGUUAGAAAUUAACAGAGCAGAUUCGAAACGGAAUGGGGAGGUGGCCAAGGCGGCGCUGGCAAAUGAAGACUGUCCCCACAUAGACCAGGCUAUGUCGCCUGAGGAAGGUCUGCCAUAUACCCGUUCUGGCACUCGGGAGAGAUAUGGACCUUGCUUCCUCUUAUCAACCGGGGAAUAUCCCUGCCCGCCUGAUGGAGGAAUAAGAAAGGAUCUUUGCAAAGAAAGUCCUGUCAUUGCUAAAUAUAUGCCAACAGAGGCAGUCAAAGUGACUUGACAUGGAGAAAACGAGAUGGACAAUGAUGGCUUAUAAACGUCUGGGUGGAACUGUGCAGGCAUAGAAGACCUCUUCUUUGGACAAAUGUAAUCUCCCUCCAUGCAAGUUUGCAGGAUGAUAUAUGUGGUUUCAAAAAGGGAGACAUGCAGGAUUUCUCUAUGGCCAGAAUGUAACAAAUGGCAGAUUUUUUUCGUUGUUGUUGUUUCAUAGCAUGAAUUGCAUGAAAAAAAAAAGAAAACCCCUGAGAUUGUACAAGUUAACUUACUUUACUAUUAAAGGGGUGUUUUGGGGGAAGGGUGGGGAGAUAAAGUAAUAUAUUUUCCUUCAAAGCUCUUUACUUUUACAUAUGUUGUAGUAGCAAACUGUAAAAGAUAUUCUAAAGCCGUACAUUCCUUUGCAAUGGAUUGUUUAUUUGUAUACAUGAUCACAAGGGUGGAUGGUUUAAAAAGUGCAAUUGGCAGUCACAUUGACCAUGCCUUCAUAAAUUCAUCACGCAGAACAUGAAACUCAAGAACUUUUCAUCCAACUAGACUUGUGUAAAAUGUACAAACAAUCUUCUUUUCUUGUCUGUUUUUGUUGGCAUGCUUGUGAAAUCUGGGACCAGUUUUUGAUCCUGAUGGAAACAGCUGGUCUAAACUAAUUUUCCAGCUCUGUACUUUAUUGGUGUAUAGAUCCAGUGUGAAGACCCUUUAUGACAAAUUGUUUAUAUUAAGUGAUCAGUAAAGAAUUCAACCAAAAAAGAAACCAACAUUGUUUUUUUUAAAAGCAACCACAGCAACACCUGGGGAUUUACAAUAUACAAAUCAGGAACCUACUUCGAUAUAAACUUAUCUCAGAGUUUUAAGAAACAACAAAAUGGCAUUGUAUGCAAUUUAGAAUUCUGAAUAGAAUGCAUGCACAAUGUUAUGCAAAAUAAUUCUAGCAUGAAAUAAAUUUUGUAUAAUGGUUUCAAUGCCUGCUGUAUAGUGUAAAUCAGAAUUCCUUCCUGAAAUGUUCAGAACGUCCCAAAGAAAUGCUUUUGAAAUUGUAAAUAAAUGCCAUGCAAAGAUUCCCAAUGGAACAAUCAAAGAGAAAAAUGCUUUGCUUGUAAGAUGGUAAACUGGUGAGUGCCUAAGGAAGUCACCUCCCAAAUCCUUGAUACAACUCAUGUCUUCAGUCUUCACAACACUAAUAAAUAUUUCCAUAAUUGAAUAGAUAAAAUCUAGAGAUUGGUAGAUUUCACUCUAUUCCUUUUUUCUCAAUUAAUAAUAAAAGUUUGGCUUUUUAGUUGAUAAUGUGAAUUCAGUUUUUCUUACUACUGUGGUUCUCUUAACAAUUGAUAGCACUUAGAAAGAUGUAGAAUUAGAUACCUUUUAAUCAUACUAAAUGAUGUUUUAAUUACCUAACAUUAAAGGUAGUGUAGAGGUUUGAAUCAUAUCAUUUUAUUUCAGAUUGAAAGAAAACAUUUAGAAUUUUUGUCAUAAAUUUGCUUGUAGUUAAAACAAUGAAACAAAGGAAUAAGUUUCAUCACAUCAUAAGACCUAACUACUUCCUAGGAAGAAGGUAAGGCUAUUGAUGAUGAUGAUGAUGAUGAUGAUGAUAAAGCUUAGGAAUGAAGUAUUUCAUAGAAUAAACAUAAAAGGAAAAACACAAGACAGUAGCAAUAAGAGUUACAUAAAUAUGGAAGCUUUACUUUUCUUCAUCCCACUUCCAAAAUUCUUUCCAUUCCUUAAAACAAAAACGGCAGGAAAAAAUUCCAAAAGAAUAUAUCUUUCUUAUACUUGAAUGUUUAAGUCAGUAUAUUUAAUAAGAAAAAUGAGGCAUCUAAUGUAAUAAUUACUAUAUGCAACCCACAUUUCUAAAUAGUCUUUUAAUUAUCUAUAAAACAUGUAUUCAUAUAUAGGAAUGCAUAUGUACAUUCUUCAGAAUAUUGUAUAAACUGAUAAGAGCAUGGAUAUUGCAGUAUCAGGAUUUAAGCUAUUUAUUUACAUUGCUAUCAUAAAAACUCACAUGUGCCUUUGUUUUUGUGUUUGUUUCACAAUUAUCAGUAUACAGUAUAUCAGACCACGUGAGAAUCUGUAUAAACCUUCAGUUUCCAGAACAAUAAUUAUUCUGUGAUGUAAGUCUAAAAGGGAAUUGCUUGAAUAUAUGAUCACAUCACAUGAACCAAUGCAAUACUUUGAGCACAUGUCCAGCAAGUAACUGAACCAAUUAGUUUUUUCACUAAAUGGACACAAAGAUGUUAAAUAAACAUAAAAUCUUAUGGAAAUAAUCAUAAUCUGACAUCAGUUUAAAAUGUGACAUAAAUGCCAAAUUGGACAUCUGUUGUCCUUUUUUUUUUCACAUACUGGAAAUCUCUUGAAUAUCUGCCUUUUAACACCCAUUUACAACUAGUUAUUAUAGCCUCAUUAUUUUUCAAAGAACAUGACUUUCAUGGCAAGAAAUUCCACUGCUAAAAUGUGCUUGGGCUGGUUGUUUAAUAAAGUCCCAUUUGAAAGCUAAACUUUAAAGGAAGUAAUCUUGUGCUACCUAGGACAGCGAGUAGGAAGAAAAACACAAAGCAGCAGCAAUAAGAAUUACAAGGAUAUACAAGAAGCGUUAUCUUUCCUCAUCCAACUGUUGUGGCCCGCCGGCAGCCAGCGGAGCUUGCAGCAGAGUCGGACAGUGAGGAGGUUGGGGAGGAACUUGGGCCAGUCCUGGGGGCUGGGGAAAACUCGGACGAGGGCUCUGUGUCGGAGGCAGAGAGGGAGUUACACAGCAGCAAGGCAGAGGAACAGCUGGAGCCCAUUCCCAGUGUGCGCAUGCGCAGAGCUGACAGAAGACAAGAGCAACUCAGAAAGCAGGGUCGACUUGGGAGUAAAGCCACACUUUGGAGGUGAUUGGCCCCUCCCAUAAGAACUAAAACAGGAGCGAACGGGGAGGGGGCUUUUGCAGGAAUCAAUUCGUUCGUUCCGUGACUCUGAGAGACUCUGUGCCGGGUUUUGCCUUGUACUGCGAUUGGAAAAAGUUACGUGGCAGUUUGCCAAACGAGAUAAGGUGUGUUGAGAAAUAUUCCUUUGCAAAACUCUUUGGACUAACCUUGCUGACUGUGAAUGAAUGUAAUUCACAGUCGUGUGAAUAAAAGAAGCUUUGCCGGGACCAA
This is a messenger RNA of Pantherophis guttatus, 5697 nucleotides long. RefSeq names its product potassium voltage-gated channel subfamily C member 1 (gene KCNC1). Gene Ontology annotation, biological process: potassium ion transmembrane transport; protein homooligomerization; action potential. Gene Ontology annotation, molecular function: delayed rectifier potassium channel activity; protein binding. NCBI's taxonomy places the organism in Eukaryota, Metazoa, Chordata, Lepidosauria, Squamata, Colubridae. The record is from RefSeq and is a predicted model, not a curated record. Gene Ontology annotation, cellular component: neuronal cell body membrane; voltage-gated potassium channel complex; presynaptic membrane.